Molecule: messenger RNA, 612 nt
Organism: Oikopleura dioica
Lineage: Eukaryota; Metazoa; Chordata; Appendicularia; Copelata; Oikopleuridae
Source: the annotation of a GenBank genome assembly
AUGGCGACUGCGACAAAAGGAACGAUUACGCUUCAGGGCUCGGCGCAGAUGAUUUCCGAGUUUUUGGACUUUGGAAUCAACUCGAUCUUGUUUCAGCGAAACAUCUACCCAGAAAACGUCUUCAUGCCGAAAAAACACUACGGGCUGACUGUAUACAUGUCGGAAGACGAGGAGCUGCGAAAAUACCUCGACACUGUCCUAGCUCAAGCCAGGUCUUGGAUUGAGAAAGGACAGCUGCUGCAACUUGUUCUGGUCGUUUUACACGCGGAUACUGAAGAGACCCUCGAGCGUUGGGCAUUCGACAUUGAAAAGGGGGAAAAGUUCGAAGAAGGAACGAGCGGAAAGAAGGUCGAACUCGACCACAAGCAAAUGCAAGAAGGGAUGAAAGCGGUCGUAAAGCAGAUCGUGUCGACAAUUACAUUUCUGCCGCUGAUCGAAGCUCCAGUGAUGUUUGACCUCCUUUUCUACACAACACCGGGCAUAGAGGUCGAAAACUGGGACCCAACGAAACCGCACAUGAUCAAGGGCGCCUCUGACUCGGUGAAGAUUCGCUCCUGGACCUCCAAGAUCCACACCAUUAACACUGCUGUUACUUAUAAAGCGGAGAGCUGA